Nymphaea colorata (pocket water lily) is the source of this 577-nucleotide messenger RNA. RefSeq lists its product as uncharacterized. Lineage: Eukaryota; Viridiplantae; Streptophyta; Magnoliopsida; Nymphaeales; Nymphaeaceae. The record is from RefSeq and is a predicted model, not a curated record. The coding region runs from base 65 to 415 and encodes 116 amino acids. The transcript has 2 exons.
AUACCCAUGCAUUUGGUAGAGCAGCACAGAUCUACCACAGAGAGAAAGAGAGAGAUAGAGAGAGAUGGCAGUGGCUUUUGUCAAAGUACUGAGCAUCCUGGUGGUUGCCUUGUUGGUGGUACCUGGCGGGCUGAACUCCGGCCAGGUGAAGGCGGAGGACUGCCGGAAGGAGAAAGAAGAGGUGAUAGCUCUCUGCGGCAAGUACUCCCUGAAACGCAACCCAGUUCCAGGGCCGCCGUCUGCGAGUUGUUGCAACAAGAUCAAGGCUUCUGACAUUGCUUGUGUCUGCCGAGCUCUCACUCCUGCGGAGGCGAAAAAUUACAAUAUGACCUUGAGUGGCAGAGUUCUCCGCGAGUGUGGCUAUGCCGUUCACGCCGGCUUCAAAUGCGGCGGUGACAUCGUGCCUGAAGCUUGAAGAUGGCAAAGGAGCAGCGUUUGUGAAUGAUGUGGGUGCCAGCUCGUGUUGAAUGAAUCAUGCAUCUAUAGAACUUGUGUGCCUUUUGUUCCGUGAUCUAUCAGAUGUUGUGCUUCUAUUUAUUAUCUAAUAAAUAAAGCAAUGAGCAUGGCUGUUUGUAUC